Molecule: messenger RNA, 5528 nt
Organism: Bufo bufo (common toad)
Lineage: Eukaryota; Metazoa; Chordata; Amphibia; Anura; Bufonidae
Gene: ADCY7
Product: adenylate cyclase 7
Exons: 26
Coding region: 501-3692 (1063 amino acids)
Biological process (GO): cAMP biosynthetic process; intracellular signal transduction; adenylate cyclase-activating G protein-coupled receptor signaling pathway
Cellular component (GO): plasma membrane
Molecular function (GO): adenylate cyclase activity
Source: RefSeq, a predicted model, not a curated record
UGCAGAGGAAGUUCUGCAAAUCGAAGGAGAUGAAACCGAUAGCAUUUAUUUGGCUGGUCUUCGUGGGACCUUACGGCCAGUUUGGUCAUAGAUUCAUUUAUAUGUAACUACAGACUAGAAUAGAAUAGACACGUAUAUAAUAUUGUAGGCAAAACCGGUCCUGUGUGUAGAUUAUAUUCGAGGGACUCGGCUGAAGUUUAUCUGUCAGAAUACAGCAGGGACCGAAGCAGGAGUCGGUGUGUGGAGAGUCCGUGCAGUAGCCCGGCAGGAUAUCAUCCAGGCACAGCCAUGCCUGCUCCCAGCCCUCGAUAAGCUGCACAUGGUUUUGGGAGGAGGGAGCUGGUUUUCUUACCUUGCCCCAGCUGCAGACUUCUCACGACGGAUGCAGGCUCACAAUGUGAAUCAGACAGACGCGCCGCAGCAGCCUAGGGAGACGAGCAGCUUUUGUGCGGUGAAAUCUGGGGAUUAAAGGGAAAGAGAGGAAGACGGACUCGAUUAAAAUGCCAUCCAAAGGGAAAUAUCUAAUCAAGGACAGCGAGAACUGGAUGAUUACGCAUUCACUUUACGAAACGUACCAGUGCAUAAGCCAGCACUAUCCACUGCUGCUCAUUUUACUGUUUGUGGUGGGGGCGGCUUGUGUGACUCUGAUCGUCAUCUUCUUCACGACCAACGAUGAUCCCUCCAAGCACCUCGCCUUUAUAAUUGUAGUGUUCGUGGCCCUGGUGAUAUUCUGCACUCUCUACGUUUUGGUGUACACAGAAUCAUUUGUGCGAAAGUGGCUGCAAGUUUUUUCCUUGGUGAUCUACACGUGCCUUCUAACCAUUGGAUAUGUAUUAAUUUAUGAUCCAAACAACGUCCAGACAUGGGACCAGGUGCCCUUCUUCCUGUUUAUAACGUUCUCGGUGUACACCAUGCUGCCCUUGGGGAUGCGAGGCUGCCUGAUUAUCAGUAUCCUCUCCGGAAUGUCCCACAUUGUUGUCAUUAGUAUCACCGUCAUGACGUACCAAAACACCCGUGACACCAUUGCAUUUGAGCUUAUUGCAAAUGCUAUUAUAUUCCUCUGUGGGAAUCUGAUGGGAGCAUUUCACAAGUACCACAUGCAGGAUGCCUCCAGAGAUCUGUACAGCUACACAGUGAAAUGCAUUCGGGUAAAGAUGAAACUGGAAAUGCAAAAGAGGCAGCAGGAGAGCCUUCUGUUGUCCGUACUGCCCGUCUAUAUUUCAAUGGAGAUGAAGUUGGCUAUUCAGGACAGACUAAAGGAAACCAACGACAAUCGCCAGCCAGACAAAAACUUCCAUAGCUUAUAUGUAAAGCGGCAUCAAAAUGUCAGCAUUCUGUAUGCAGAUAUCGUGGGCUUCACUCGACUUGCCAGUGACUGUUCACCAAAGGAACUUGUGGUCAUGCUGAAUGAGCUGUUCGGAAAGUUUGACCAGAUAGCUAAGGAAAAUGAAUGUAUGAGGAUUAAGAUUUUAGGGGAUUGCUAUUACUGCGUCUCUGGCCUACCAGUGUCCUUACCUAACAACGCAAAGAACUGUGUCAAAAUGGGGCUGGAUAUGUGUGAAGCAAUAAAACAGGUGAGAGAAGCUACAGGGGCGGAUAUCAACAUGCGGGUCGGAGUGCAUUCUGGCAAUGUUCUCUGUGGGGUUAUUGGACUGCGAAAGUGGCAGUUUGACGUUUGGUCACAUGAUGUCUCAUUGGCCAAUCGCAUGGAAUCAGCAGGAGUACCGGGUCGAGUUCACAUCACCGAAGCAACAUUGGGGCACUUGAAUGGAGCCUACUGUGUAGAAGAUGGACGUGGGCAGCUCAGAGACCCCUACUUGAAAGAAAUGAACAUUAAAACCUACCUGGUCAUUGAUCCAAGAUCAAAAGAACACCAGAUCCAGAACCACCACAUUGCUAGGACGCGAGUGAAUGAUGGUCUAAAGGUUCGACCGUCAGUCCGCAUGACAAGAUAUUUGGAAUCAUGGGGGGCAGCAAGACCUUUCUCUCAUCUUGACUCCACUGAGCCCUCUACCACUGUGACACCUGUUACAAAUGGAAAGCCAAAACGGGAAAUUGCUCUGCAACGUAUGGGGUGCCAGGUUAAUACAGAAAGGACUGUUUCACAAAAACGGAACCAGGAGGAAGAACUUCAUGACAGAAUGCUGAACACAAUCGAUGGCCUCAGUUCAGUGAGGCCCUGGUUUGGGAAAUCUGAUGACUUUUAUGCAUUCCUACUUUUUUUCACUGCUGAUGGUCUAGAAAGAGAGUAUCGCACCAUCAGAAUUCCAAAGAUCCGAAAUUACUUCCUGUGUGCCAGUGUUGUGUUCUUCUGCAUAUUCUUAGUUCAAAUUUUGGUUAUGCCAAGGAGUGUGAAGCUGGGGGUUUCGUUUGCUGUGGUGUUCGUAUUAAUCCUUUGCGCACUACUAAUCUGCUAUGCAGACAAGGGCGUGCGUUUCUGUGAAGAGAGCUCGCCCAUGUCACAUGUCUUAUGUUCAAUGGCUGAAAAUGUGGAGACCAAACCACUAGUGCGAGUUCUUUUAGCUGCGCUGACCAUUGGAGCCCUGCUGGUGAUUGCCAUUCUUAAUCUGCCUCUAGAUGACUCUCUACAGAACUGCAAUGGGUCGAGCCCAGAAACAGAUGCUUGUCAACGUAUACCUUAUUAUAUCUACUGCUGUAUUUUGGGCUUCAUUGCAUGUUCUGUAUUCCUACGAAUGAGCUUCGAACUAAAAAUGCUCCUGUUAUCAGCCGCCUUCAUCGUGUACAACGUGAUCAUCUUCCAUACGCACUCAGACUUGUUCAGGGGAGCCUUCCCAACCAACAGUACUUCUGGGAUCCUGAAAGACCUGCAGCGGAUGUCCUGCUUUUACCUUUCUUUAUUCUACUUGACACUCGUCUUAUUGGCGAGGCAGGUUGACUAUUACUCUAGGCUAGAUUGUUUGUGGAAGAAGAAAUUCAGGAAGGAAGAUGAGGAGAUUGAAACGAUGGAGAAUCUAAAUCGUCUUCUUCUAGAAAAUGUACUUCCCGCACACGUGGCUGCAUAUUUCAUUGUGGACAACAAAAUGAAUGAGGAUCUGUACCACCAGUCGUAUGACUGUGUCUGUGUGAUGUUCGCCUCCGUGCCAGAGUUUAAGGUCUUCUACACAGAGUGUGACGUCAAUAAAGAAGGCCUGGAAUGCCUGCGGCUUUUAAAUGAGAUUAUAGCCGAUUUUGAUGAGCUUCUAAUGAAACCAAAAUUCAGCGGUGUGGAGAAAAUAAAGACAAUUGGAAGUACGUACAUGGCAGCAACAGGUCUAACGGUAACCCCUGGACAAGAAAAUAACCAGGACCAGGAAAAAAAGAAUGCACAGAUAGGAAUCACGGUGGAAUAUGCCAUGGCGCUAAUGCAAAAGCUGGAUGGAAUCAAUAGGCAUUCUUUUAAUAACUUUCGCCUGCGUGUAGGGAUGAACCACGGGCCUGUCAUUGCUGGAGUGAUCGGGGCUAGAAAACCACAAUAUGACAUUUGGGGGAAUACAGUGAAUGUGGCCAGCAGGAUGGAGAGCACAGGAGAACUUGGAAAAAUCCAGGUGACAGAAGAGACGUGCCGUAUUUUGGAAGGCUUGGGUUAUUCCUGUGAGUGCCGAGGACUGAUCAACGUUAAAGGGAAGGGAGAGCUCAGGACGUACUUUGUUUGCACAGACAUGGCCAAAUCCCAGAGCAUUGCAAUGAACUGACUUUGCACAUGUUAUUUCUUUGUGGAUUUAAAAUGUAUGGAGCGUGCGUGCUGCCUAAUUUUACAUGAAGACUUUGCCAAGUAAUUUGCUCAUUCCGAUGGAAGAGAUGCCUUUUACUGGACCAUUGGCAUAGCUCGAAUAUCCUGCACUGGAAGUGCCGGGAGAAUAUUACAGAAAGUGUACUACAACUACAGUAUUUCUUACCCAACAGUGGAAUGCCAGAGGACGGGUGGUUCAUGCCUCAAAGUUAUGACUUUGCAGGACCUUGUGUUUUUAGAAACUCUUUCCUAGGUUGUUUCUACAGGACUGUAAUUGCUUCUUUUGGAAACAGAACGCAGAUGAGUAAUAAUGAAAGGGCCUCAACAGUGAUAAUACAUAUCAAUGUGCCUUGCUUGCCGCGGGUGAACCCUUUGUUGUGAGGCAAUAACAGUAGUGAUCGUACAUAGAUGUCAGCAGGUGAAUGGAUGCCCCGGCCGGGUAAGAACAACAUGGUGAGGUCAACAGAGAAAUGAACAGUCUGCUACCCUUAAAAGGGCUGUCCCAUGGCAAACACUUAUCCCUUAGUUAAGUGUCCGAUUGGUGGGGUCCAAUCACUCUUUGGGGCCACCACCGAUCAUGGGAAAUUAGUUGUCUGAUUGGCAGGGUCCAAUCAGUCUUUCGGGCCUCUACCAAUGAUGAGAACGGAGAUUCCAUGUCCCCUCAUUUGAAUGGAGGGCGUUCACGCAUGCACACUGCCGAUCGAUCUAGCUCUAUGGGACUGUUGAAGAUAGCAGAGUUAUAGUAUGAUGGGUUAUAAUGAUAACCCAUUGUUUGACUGUAGGGCAAAGGAACAAUGAUUGUGUAUGAGAGAUUUAAUGGCGGAAUGAUUUUAAUCUUUUAUCAAGCUUCACUGAUUUUAGCUCUAAAGUCAAUACAGUUGGGUGACUAUAGUACAUAAGACUCUAAAUUUACCAGUUUUAUACCAUUAGGCCUUAUGUGCACAGCCUUACCAUGGAUCCUUAAUAAGUCGCCCAGAGUCUGCUCUAGAUUCGUAUUGUACUUCUGUGUUUGCUGACUUUAUACACAGAAAACUUUAGUGGUAUAUUAUUUUUUUUUACAUUUAGAAUUAAGUUUGAGAAAGUUUUUAAAAAAAUUAAUUAAAAACAUGCAAGCUCCAAAUAUAUAAAAAAUAGAGGGGUAAAGGGGAGGUGUAUAGUAUUGAAAGCCAUGACUUCCCAUUCACUGCCAUGGAGCGAGAAAUACAUAGGAAUUCAGACAGAUAAAUGCGCCAACUGAUGUGAAAUACUUUUUGAGCUACUGUCCUUGCAGUCAGAAGAAAUGUCACAGUCUGUGGUAAUAUUAAUCAGCAGUACUGUGGGUUAAUAAUGUAAGUUUAUGUGUGUGUAUACCGUCAUGCACUUGUGUGGCAAUACGCGGGCUUCCAAAAGUGUUCCCAGUAACCUCAGUGUCAUGGAUUGAAUCAAAUAAAUGUGAAACAAAUCAGCAGAGGACAUUGGCUGGAGCCCUGGCGUGUGCCCCUCACACUGGUACCUCCAGUAUUGCUGGUGUGCUCCUCUUCACCUGGGAGUUUACCCUCUUAAUGUACAAGCAGUUUUCUAUUUCAUCAUCGCAUAAGAGUCAUAACUUCUUUUUUUUUUGCAACAACAUACGGUAACCAUAUUGGGGUGGAUAUAAUUUAUCAUUUAUUUUUGUGCGUUUUUCAUUUUUCUGGUGUUUACUGUGCAGUAUAAAUAAGAUGUAACGUGAUGCGUCAGUACAGUUGGUGCAAUACCAAAUCCAUUUAGUUUUUGUAUGUUUUACUACUUUUGCACAAUUAAAAUUUUAGCAAAAAAAAUA